Molecule: messenger RNA, 5157 nt
Organism: Acanthamoeba castellanii str. Neff
Lineage: Eukaryota; Discosea; Longamoebia; Acanthamoebidae
Product: serine/threonine protein kinase, putative
Exons: 30
Coding region: 1-5157 (1718 amino acids)
Biological process (GO): cyclic nucleotide biosynthetic process; protein phosphorylation; intracellular signal transduction
Molecular function (GO): protein kinase activity; ATP binding
Source: RefSeq, a predicted model, not a curated record
AUGGAGAAGCAACGACAGCAACGCCACCUGCCGGCGCUCGGCAUCGCCCACCUGAGCGUCUUCCUUCUCCUGCUACUCUACGCACACUCUGGUGAGUCGGUCGACGUGUGGGUCGGUGGCGACGUGAGCCAGGAGGCCCUGUGGGGCGAAUACGCGGCCGGCUACCUCAACCACAAGGCCAGCGUGCAUGUGAGCUUCGAGGCCGAUAUCGGCAUCAACAGCCUUUCGGUGCUUGCCGCCGGCAAGGUUGACUUGGCCAUACUCGGGGCCGAGCUGACACCCGACGUCACGGCGCCGCUUGCCGACAGCGCCGCUGGCGGCUACCUCUUCCAGCUGCCCUUUGUCGGGACGGCGAUGGUGGCCGCCUACAACCUGCCCACGCUCCAGUCCAGCGACCCGCCCCUGACGCUGAACGGUGAGACGCUGGCACGAAUCUACCUGGGCGAUAUUCGCUUCUGGAACGAUUCGGCCAUCGCCGCGCUCAACUCGGGGCUGGCGCUCGCCAACAAGCUGCCCUCCGAGAGGAUCCUCCUCAGCGCCUAUUGGGACCAAGCGCUCGAGGUGACGCAGGUGUUUGGCGAGAUGAUGUGCGCAUUCUCGGCGAGCUUCGAGACGGCUUACAACAGCGUGGGCAGGAACCUCACCCUCAUGCCUCCGGCGGCCGACGGGAUGACCAUCAGCGAAUCGCAUGAAGCUCAGGCCGACUUCGUCUCGAUGACGCAGUACUCUCUGGCGUACAUGGACCUCACGUUCGCGACGCGCGCGAACGUGACCUCUGCGAGCAUGGUCAAUCGGGAAGGCCAAACGGUCGCGCCCACCACCACUGCCAUCCGCUCCGCCAUGGAAGCCAUGAGCGAUCAAAUACAGGAGGGCUCGUACACCCUUAACAUCACAAACGCUCCGCAGGCGGAGUCGUGGCCGAUGAGUUAUCUGCUGUAUGCCACGCUGUCCCGAAAUCUCACCAACCCGCUCAGCGGAUGUCCCACCGCCAAGGAGCUGCUCAGCAUCAUCUUCUGGUCGCAGACCAACCCCGCUGCUCUUGCCGUGGCCGAGGCACACCACUACGCGACCCUGCCCAUUCCGUUGCUACGGUUGCUCCUCAACGCGAUCAACUCGAUCCAGUGCAACGGCCGACAGUCCUUCUCCACUGCCGCGGUCAUGGGCGUCGGCACAUCGCUUGACAUCUACUCCUCCUGGGCAGACGAGCAAUCCUCGCGCAGCGAAGUGUUCCAAUACUUCAGGACCAACAACGACGACGCCGUGACGGACAUGGCCCUCGGCUUCACGGACUUUGGCGGCUUGGACUCGGAGUUGACGGCCGCCCAGGCCACGGGGCUGCCGGACGUGGCGGUGCUGCCGAUGGUGGCCCACGCCGUGGUGCCGACCCACAGCGUCGACGUCUACGCCUACGGACACAUCUACUUCGACUUGCCCACCGUGGCCGACAUCUACCUGGGCAACAUCCAAUGGUGGAACGACUCGCGUAUCUUGACGAUGAACGCGCACCUGGCGGAGCAUAUCCCGAGCGUGCCCAUCUGCGUGAUCUACCAGACCAACCCGUCGGUUGUCACUCAGGUCUUCACCACGGUCCUGGCCCGCAACGUGCCGCAGUUCGCCGAGCAGAUCACACCGGGCAUGCAAGUGACAUUCCCCAACCUGCACUCGUGCUCCAUUGGCAUCGAUGGCAAUAUCAUCGACUCGUUCGAGCUGCCGAAUGCCUUUGGAAUGUGGAUCAUGCCGGACAUCAUUCCGUCGCCCUGGGCCGCGCCGACGAUUGUCACCAACGCGGCAGGAAACGAAGCCUCCUCGCAGCCCGCUCGGGACAUCGUCUCCGCGCUCCUCGAAUACCAAGACCCGCUCCCCGCCGACGAGGCCAUCUUCAAACUCGAAGGAAAGGAAGGGAACAGCUGGCCGUUCGUGGUCGGGUCGGCCGUGAUGUUCCAAACCCGGCCGACGACGAACUGCCCUUCCUCCGCAGCGCUCCUCGACUGGAUCUGGUGGACGCAGAGCGACAUCACCGCCAUGGAGAUGGCAGACAACUACGGAAUGGCGGUGGCGAGUACCAACGCGGCCGUGAAGCGGCGCAUCCUCAACACGCUGGCCAGCGUGACGUGCCAGGGCGAGACCACGUUCUCGCUGGCUGGGUGCGUGUUCAACGGCACCUUCUGCUCCGAUCGAGGCACCUGCUCGGCCGACGGCGUGUGCACCUGCAACGCCGGCUUCACCGGCAAUUAUUGCGAGCUGGAGUCGUCCAGCAGCGAUUCGCUGUCCACCGCCGCCGUGCUCGGAAUCGUGCUAGGCGUGCUUCUGCCGCUGUUCUGUCUGCUGUUGUUCCUGGUGCCGCUGAUCGUGGUGGCCGUCGUGCUCGUCAUUCUGCGCGCCAACCGUCGCAAGUCCGAGUGGGAGAUCAACCCCGACGAGAUCGAACUCGGUGAACCCCUCGGCAUGGGCGGGUUCGGCUGCGUGUAUAAGGCCAGGUGGAGGGGCACGGAGGUGGCGGUCAAGAUGCUGCCCUCGCACAACCCCAGCAAGGACAUGGUCAACAACUUCAAGGACGAGAUCCACGUGAUGAUGGCGUUGCGGCACCCCAACGUGGUGCUGUUCAUGGCAGCCUCGACCAAGCCCGAGAAGAUGUGCCUGGUGAUGGAGCUAAUGGCCCUCGGCUCGCUGUACGACGUGCUGCACAACGAGCUGAUCCCGGAGCUGCCGUUCCAGCUCAAGGUCAAGCUGGCCUACCAGGCGGCCAAGGGCAUGCACUUCCUCCACUCGUCGGGCAUCGUCCACCGCGACCUCAAAUCGCUCAACCUCCUGCUCGACAACAAGUGGAACGUCAAGGUGAGUGACUUUGGGUUGACGAAGUUCAAGCAAGAGAUCAAGACGGGGAAGGAGGGCAACGAGGGCCUGGGCUCGAUCCCGUGGACGGCGCCCGAGGUGCUCAACGACCAGCCCGACCUGGAUUACGUGUUGGCCGACGUGUACAGCUUUGGCAUCAUCCUCUGGGAGCUCCUCACUCGCAGCAACCCCUAUCCCGGCCUAGCGGUGGCGGUGGCGGUGAUCAGGGACGACGCGCGGCCGAAGCUGCCCGACGAGGAGUCGCUCCACGUGACGCCCGAGUACGACGAGCUCAUGCGCAGCUGCUGGCACAUCGAUCCGUCGAUCCGCCCCACGUUCCUCGAGAUCGUCACCCGCCUGAGCUCCAUGGCCGGCGAGGUGUCGUCGUCGUCGCAGGGCGGCUCGUCGUCGUCCGCCUCCACCUUCACCAGCACCAAUGCCGGCAAGGCCGCCAGGCAGCGCAGACGAGCCGGGUCCAGGGCGUCGGUCGAUGGGUCGCUGUCGUCGUCGUCGGCGGGCCACAGCGCAGGGUCGUCGGUCUUCAAUUACCCGAUGAUGACCGCGUCCGCGACCACGCGGCUGCGCGGGACGACGACCAACACCAACAGCUUCGGGGCCAUCACCGCGCGCGUGCCGGCGCCGUCGGGCGAGGUGGCGAUCGUGUUCUCGGACGUGACCAGCGCCGCGUCGCUGUGGGAGUUCAACCCGGAGGCCAUGAAGGACGCCACGCUGGCCCACAACCAGCUCCUGCGGUCGCUGCUGGCCAAGCACCGCGGCUACCAGGUGCGGUCGACCCGCGAGCGCAACACGGGCGAGGGCUCGUUCUGCAUGGUCUUCCAGGACCCGCUCGCGGCGGUCCACUGGUGCGCCGACGCCCAGCGGGCGCUGCUCGAGGUCGAGUGGCCCGCCGCGCUGCUCGGCCACCCGGGCGCCGCCGAAGAGUGGGGCGACACCGACGACAGGAUCAUGUACAAGGGCCUGCGGGUGCGGAUGGGAGUGCAUGUCGGGGAGCCGCGCAUGGCGAAGGACCCGACCACCCGCAAGAUGGACUACUACGGGCCGUCCGUCAACGCCGCCGCGCACAUCACCGCCAUGGCCCACGGCGGCCAGGUGGUUGUCUCCGAGCCCCUGCGGUCCGCGCUCGAGCUCAAGGACCGGCCGCACCUGCUCGACCUGGGCCGGUUCGAGAUGAACGACGCGCCCAGCGGCACGGCCCACCUCUACGAGUGCAAGGUGGUCGGCCUCGAGGGCCGCUUCUUCGGCGGCGUGUCGGGCCGGCGCGGAGGCGGCGGCGGGGCUGACACAGGGUCGCCCCGCGCCGGCGACGACGAUGAGAGCCUGGACGGCGAGAGCAGCGGUGCGAGCGCGGUGGUGCAGACGGCGGUGGGCGACGGUCUGACCAACAACGAGGACCGCUUCCUGACGUCGGCCAACCUGUGUCGGUGGGUGAUCGACUUCAGUGAGGUCAAGACCGGCAAGCAGGCACGCACCCUCGAUCGAGAGAGAGGAAUGUCAGGCAUGCAAGGAAUGUGCUCAUAUGUCCUGCGUAUCGGGAUGGGCUCGUACGGUGUGGUCUACAAGGGCACGUGGAAGGGCGUCGACGUGGCGGUGAAGCGGUUCAUCAAGCAGAACCUCGACGAGCGCCGGCUCCUGGAGUUCCGCGCCGAGAUGGCCUUCCUCUCCGAGCUCCACCACCCCAACAUCGUCCUCUUCAUCGGCGCGUGCGUGCGAAUGCCCAAUCUGUGCAUCGUGACGGAGUUCGUGCGCCAGGGCUGCCUGAAGGGCAUCCUGCUCAACCGCAGCGUCAAGCUCGCGUGGAGCCAGCGCCUGCGCAUGCUCAAGAGCGCCGCGCUGGGGGUGAACUACCUGCACUCGCUCACGCCCGUCAUCAUCCACCGCGACCUCAAGCCCUCCAACCUGCUCGUCGACGAGAACUGGAACGUCAAGAUUGCCGACUUUGGGUUCGCCCGGAUCAAGGAGGAGAACGCCACCAUGACCCGCUGCGGCACGCCCUGCUGGACUGCGCCUGAGGUGAUCAGGGGCGAGAAGUACACGGAGAAGGCCGACGUCUACAGCUUCGGCGUCAUCAUGUGGGAGAUGCUCACACGCAAGCAACCGUUCGCCGGGCGCAACUUCAUGGGCGUGUCGCUCGACGUGCUCGAGGGCCGACGACCCCAGAUGCCGUCGGACUGUCCCGAGAGCUUCCGCAAGAUGAUCGAGCGCUGCUGGCACGCCAAGGACUCCAAGCGGCCCGCCAUGGACGAGCUCCUGGGCUUCUUCGACAGCCUCAUCGGCGAGAACUCCCGCGGACUCGACGCUGUCUAG